AUGCCUCCAAAGAAGCCUGAGCCCAAGAAGGCUGAACCCAAGAAGGAAGAACCCAAACCAGCACCUAAACCAGCAGAACCAGAACCCAAGAAGGAAGUUGAAUUUAACCCAGCUUCUAUCAAAGUUGAAUUCACCCCUGAUCAGAUUGAAGAGUUUAAGGAAGCGUUCUCACUCUUCGACCGCACUCCUAAAUCUGAGAUGAAAAUCACCUACGCGCAGUGCGGGGACGUCUUGAGAGCUUUGGGGCAGAACCCAACCCAGGCUGAGGUCAUGAAAGUGCUUGGCAGACCCAAACCAGAAGAGAUGAACUCCAAGAUGAUUGACUUUGAGACCUUCCUGCCCAUGCUCCAGCAUAUUGCCAAGACAAAAGACACAGGCACCUACGAGGACUUUGUAGAGGGUCUGCGUGUGUUUGACAAGGAGGGAAACGGGACGGUGAUGGGGGCUGAGCUCCGCCACGUUUUAGCCACCCUGGGUGAGAGGUUGACUGAAGAGGAAGUUGAUAAGCUAAUGGCUGGCCAGGAAGAUGCCAAUGGCUGUAUCAACUAUGAAGCUUUUGUGAAACACAUCAUGGCAAACUGAACUUCAGGACAAGAUAAGAGCCCAGAAGCCCAGAUGCUGGCCUUGGAUUUCAGUGUAAUGGAAUGUCCUCACAUUUCUCAGCCCA
This is a messenger RNA of Colius striatus (speckled mousebird), 667 nucleotides long. RefSeq names its product myosin light chain 3 (gene MYL3). Gene Ontology annotation, cellular component: myosin II complex. The transcript is spliced from 7 exons. The record is from RefSeq and is a predicted model, not a curated record. Lineage: Eukaryota; Metazoa; Chordata; Aves; Coliiformes; Coliidae. The coding region runs from base 1 to 582 and encodes 193 amino acids. Gene Ontology annotation, molecular function: calcium ion binding.